UAUUGCAACGAUAACUGUACUGUGGAUAAGGGAAGGAAGAGAUCAAAAUGGAAAACACAUGCAACAACUGUGGAAUUCAAAGAGAGGGAAUGCAGAAGUGUGGACGAUGCCACUUUGUGUACUACUGCAGCAAAGAGUGCCAGAAAAGGGACUGGAAAACGAACCACAAAACAAAGUGUGAUGACCUGAAGAAUUCCAGAGAUACGGAGAUAAACGAUGGAGAGGGUAUUUCCUCUUCUGGUGGACUUCUUAAACAGGCAUUGAGAAAUUCGACUGAUCUUGCUUCAAGUGCAUUGUGUAUGUUCUGUGGAACUAGUUCAGGACAACUCAAGAAAUGCGGACGUUGCCUGACAGUCAGCUAUUGCUCGAAAUCAUGUCAAACGCAAGACUGGCCCGACCAUAAAACCGUUUGCAAAAAUAAGGACAUUGUUGACGUCAUACAGACCGAUGGGUACAAGGAACAUUUGAAGAAAUCAAAAUCAGACAGAAUUCUUUCUCAAGCGACCCAGGGCCGUAAUAGUUUUACUGCUUUUGAUAGUGGACACCAAGUGAUGUUUGGACCCUCAACAAUGUUCAGAACGGAUUCUGCCGAUCUUUCUUUGCGAAAGUCUACAACAAAAGACCUUAGAAGACAGGCAAAGCUAUACGUACAACGAAAGUUCCCCAUGCAGUACAUUAUUGACGAUAUUGAAGAAAUACCCCAUGAGUUUCCUUCGAGUUUUGGUAAUGCAAGAGUGUCCUUCGUGGGGUUUAUUUCCAGAUACCACCACUAUAGAGGGCGCCACUGUGUGUAUAUACAGGAUGGAAAUAAUGCUGAGAUAUAUGUCGGAUUUUAUCUUGAUUACGAUAAUCCCUAUCCGUAUUUUACCUGGGGAGAUGUUCGCCCUGGGAAGUUCAUCUGCCUCCACGAUCCCAGAAUUCAUUUUUUCCUUGAUGGAUCCGUCGGAAUCCGCGUCAAUGAAAGCAGCGAGGCCUUCUUUUUCGAUGUCUGAAUUCCUGGACUCUUUGAUUACACGUUAUAUUUAAUCUAUUAAAUACGUACGUGUAUAUACGUUUUUCCUGUUUGUUUGUGAUGGUUUUUUAAAACAUGUUUGUAAAAGUUAUAAUUAUUAAUGUUUUUGAUUCUCUUGUCCAUAUCUAGAUGCUGUUAAUUCACUAUAAUGGUCUAUAUU
This is a messenger RNA of Saccostrea cuccullata (small rock oyster), 1172 nucleotides long. RefSeq lists its product as uncharacterized. The transcript has 3 exons. The record is from RefSeq and is a predicted model, not a curated record. Gene Ontology annotation, molecular function: DNA-binding transcription factor activity, RNA polymerase II-specific. NCBI's taxonomy places the organism in Eukaryota, Metazoa, Mollusca, Bivalvia, Ostreida, Ostreidae. The coding region runs from base 48 to 992 and encodes 314 amino acids. Gene Ontology annotation, biological process: regulation of transcription by RNA polymerase II. Gene Ontology annotation, cellular component: nucleus.